Messenger RNA from Anoplopoma fimbria (sablefish), 3557 nucleotides. It is a transcript of the gene stx10, whose product is annotated as syntaxin-10. Gene Ontology annotation, cellular component: membrane. Lineage: Eukaryota; Metazoa; Chordata; Actinopteri; Perciformes; Anoplopomatidae. Gene Ontology annotation, biological process: Golgi vesicle transport. The record is from RefSeq and is a predicted model, not a curated record.
CAUGCGCCCAGAGGAAAGCGGAAGUGAGCAUCAUGUCGAUAGAGGACCCGUUCUUCGUGGUGAAGGGGGAGGUGCAGAAGGCUCUGUCUCGUGCCCGGGCUCUGUUUGACAGAUGGCAGGAGCUGCUGCAGGAGGGGACCCAGGUGAGUCGUGACGAGCUGGACUGGAGCGCUAAUGAACUGAGGAACUGUCUGAGGGCCAUCGACUGGGACCUGGAGGACCUCAGCGAAACCAUCAGUAUCGUGGAGUCGAACCCGGGGAAGUUCAGACUCGGUGAGAAUGAACUUCAGGAGAGGAGAGACUUUGUGGAGCGAACCAGGAAAUCCGUCCAGGAGAUGAAGGAUCAGUUGUCCAGCCCUUCUGCUGUGGCUCAGGCAGAGAAGAAGAACAGAGAGGCUCUGCUGACCUCAUCGGGCCAGGACAGGUCAACGGGUCUGGAGGCCCAUCUGGUGUCUGCAAACUCCAGAUACAUCCAGGAUCAACAAGAACAACAACAGCUGAUCGUGCAGGAGCAGGAUGAGCAGCUGAGCUUGGUCUCCGGCAGCAUCAGAGUCCUCAAAGACAUGUCGGGACGCAUCGGGGACGAGCUCGACGAGCAGGCUGUGAUGUUGGGGGACUUUGGGGACGAGAUGGACCAGACGUCGUCCCGCAUGGACUCGGUCCUCAAGAAGCUGGAGAAGGUGUCUCACAUGACCAGCAGUCGGAGACAGUGGUGUGCCAUCGGCGUUCUGGUCACCAUCAUGAUCGUGGUCCUCAUCCUCUUCUUCGCCCUGUGAUGACGGCGACCUCCGACCCCUCGACUACGUUUCACCGACGCCUCUCCCCCCCGUUAGGACGGACGGACAGAUGGAUGGGACAGAAACGGGAAGAUGGACAUGUCUCCUCCUCCUCCUUUUCCUCCUUCUCCUCCUCCUCCCGUCCCUUCCUUUCCUCCUUCACUGAGGAGAAACUGGUGACCUGCAGAGAGAAGUUUGGAUACAACCCUCCUUCUCUCUGCUUUUAAUGAUUCUAGUGGAAAAAAAACCAAACAAAGGAGUUUAACAUUUGGGGGAAACCCUGGUGUUAUUACAUAUUUCACAUUGGUGCAUUUCGGUUAUUGUUGGAGAUGACGGUACUCAAUGGGAGGGUCAGGACAGGAGGGCUGCUCCUGUCAGGUUUAAAACACAAAUCUGCAAAAUGUAAAGCAAAUCAAGAUACUUUACUAUUAAUAAGUACAUUUGUAUUUUUAAAAGUACUCCAAACGGCUUAGUAAACGGCAGAAACAUCUGUUAAGUUGAGAAAUCAGUGAUCACCUAUGACAUCGGGCAGGUACAUUAGGAAACAACAGCAUUUGAUCGCUGCAAAACAACAAAACAGUUUUCAUCCUCAUUCAUAUCUUUGAAGAACCAAAAAAUUGUAUCUACUUUAUAAGUAAGUAGUUCUAAAAAGUUGUUUUUGCUUUAAAAUGUUACAGACGGAGAGAAAUGAAAACACCUUGAACAACUAUUUUAGGGGCUAUAAAGUAAAUAAAUAUGGAUGUAUUAACUUUUAACCCUAGAAAGAUGCUGUUAUUUGUGUUUUUUAGGGCAGACAGGAGCGGUGUGCUUUCUUUCAGUGUUGCCUUAAAUAUAUUUUUAUAUCGUGGAAAUGUGCAGUAUGUUUAUGUGCCUACAUGUCGAUCAGGGUGGAGAAAAGUCCCACCAAGUUCUAAUCGUCGGUUGAAUCCGGAGAGAAUCCUUUUGUUGGUAAAAAAAGUUUGUUUUUAUGACAGCAGCUGAUUUCACAAAAACAAAAUGAUUUUCUUCUGAAAUCAUCUUCUGAGGCGUUUGUGUUCCAAACUAAACCCCCGUAGACUCACAGCAGACGUCCAGCUGCCCAUGCCUGAUAACAGAGGAUGCUUUUUGCUCCACCAGACACUUCUCACAUCUUCCCACGGUUCAAACGGUUUCACUUCCUGAUUUGAUAUCCGUCUGGUGGAAGGUGAAGUCAGGUCUCCGAUUGGUCGAGGCUUUGUUACUCUCUCACUGGGCGAUGAUGAGAGACAACCUUGUCUCUGAGCGAAUGGGUUUCUCCCGUUUUGUAUCCCAAAAAAAAAAGAGAAACGCUUUAGCUAAUGAGAGGAGGGACGGUUGCCGGGCAGGAUGUGUCCGCACAAGGCCCAGAUUCAGGCCGACGGCUCCCUCUGCUGGAGGCCGUGGGUCAUGAUGUUCUCUUUGUGUCAUGUCAGGUAACACAACCCACGCAAAAAGAGGGGGGGUGUUGCAUUGCUGUAUAAAUGUAAACUAAAAUGUGUAAAUGGACAUAAUUCAUGUAAAAAGCCUUUUGCAGAAUCAAUUUUAUUUGUGAUGCAGCUUUCUUUUACUCAUGUUUUAUUUUUUGCUUUUGUCACCCAAAUGAUGACGUUACAUAACAUUUUUUAACCAAUGGAGUCAGAGGUCAGAUGUCCCAGGAUUCAAUGCGGGUGGGUCUUUUUAAAUCUAAGUUUUUUUGUGCUUUUUUUUAAUGUGUUUUUACAUUUUCAAGCACUCGCUCCUUAAACGCCUCCGUGGGGACAAUCAGCUGAAUACGUGGAAGAAAUGGCUGCGAGCAUAAAUGAAACACUCCUGAGGUUUUCUAGAGGUCUGUGCAGGGAAAGGCUUCUGCUAACAUUUAUAAUAUACAGCUUGUUUGUUUUUUUUCCAUAAUGUUAAAACUGUUUGGUGCUUUUUCUGUUUUGAUUUGACGACACAUCUGGUCCUCAAACACCAGAUUUGAGGAUUUCUGCUCUUUGUUUUAUCCAAAAAUGAAACUGCACACACACAUUUGUGAAUUGUGUUUCAUCAAGACAGUGAUCACACAAUACAUCUAGCGAUGUUGCACAAGCCACACUUUUAUUAAACACAUUUUGAACUCCUUUCAGGCCGGUUUAACCGCCCACAAACAAAGCAGAACAAUCUCAGGCUUAUGUUUUUAAAAGUUUUUUUGUUCACAUAUUUAAAGCACACAUACUAUAAAUAUUCUUAAACAGAUUUUGAAUAAUAAUAUAAACACUUCUAGGUACAUUUUACGACUCAUGCUCACCUGUUAUAAACUUGACUGAAGCUUUAAAAUCAUGUUAAAGUCAUCUGUUGACUUAUUGUUGAAUUUAAUAAUUUCAUUUAACAUUUUGCAAACCUUGCAUGUAUUACAUUAACCUAAACAUCUCCUUUAUUUAAAGUGCCAAAAAUCAGAAUGUUAAAUACAACCACAAAGAGUAGCUUUGUAUUUAUUUAAUUUAAAAAAUAAUUGGGAUGACUUGUUUUAUUGUGAAAGUCUCCUGUAGGACGAGAAUCCGAAAGUGCAAUUUUUUUUAAACAAUACUGGCUGCCAUCGUGCCCUUGAGCCCCAAACAUCACGUGUGUCUUCAGUUUUACAGAAAAAACUUAUCCGCUAAAUAUUACUUUUUCAUUCAUUGCUCUGCUAAAUACAAGUUUUUUUUAAGCAUUUAAUCUCACAAACACUACAUGAAGAAUAAAUGUUCCUUCGCUUCUGCUGCUUUGACAUCUGAAUAGAACAUGAUUGUAAUCUGGAGUUUAACGUUUCAUUAAACUUGUUCAACU